Molecule: messenger RNA, 360 nt
Organism: Thelazia callipaeda (thelaziosis nematode)
Lineage: Eukaryota; Metazoa; Nematoda; Chromadorea; Rhabditida; Thelaziidae
Source: the annotation of a GenBank genome assembly
AUGCCAUCAGACUCUCAAACUUUAUCAUACUCUCGGUCAUUAGCUGAUAUGCGAAUUGAGCAGGGUUAUCACUUGGAUAGACUGCGAUCAAAAUUAGCUAGUUUGGAUAUGCGCGAUUUAGUGCCACUAUUGGUUGCUCGACAGGUGCUAUGUUAUCAAGAAAUGAGCGCAGUUUAUUCCAUGGCAAAACGUGAAGAUCAAGUGGAUAAAUUGAUAGAAAUACUGAAAACAAAAAAUCACUGGCUUGGGCCUCUCAUCGAUAGUUUAAUCCGAAAUGGUCAAGCAGCACUGGCUGAAGAGCUUUUGGCCACAAGUCGCACAACAGCUAAUACAUCGCCGGAUUCACAUUUUGGACAGUAA